Molecule: messenger RNA, 624 nt
Organism: Hyposmocoma kahamanoa
Lineage: Eukaryota; Metazoa; Arthropoda; Insecta; Lepidoptera; Cosmopterigidae
Gene: nst
Product: phosphoacetylglucosamine mutase
Exons: 5
Coding region: 31-624 (197 amino acids)
Biological process (GO): UDP-N-acetylglucosamine biosynthetic process; carbohydrate metabolic process
Molecular function (GO): phosphoacetylglucosamine mutase activity
Source: RefSeq, a predicted model, not a curated record
GUGGCCUUAUAAAUAAAAUCGGACAUCACAAUGCCGCCAAGUAGCCUACGAGUUGUGUACGCGUUCGCUAGAGAAAUGCACCCAAAAACCACUGAUGUAGUCAUUCAAUAUGGGACCGCUGGAUUCCGAACAAAAGCCAGUUUACUGGAACACGUCGUGUAUCGCAUGGGCUUGCUCGCUGUUAUCCGCUCGCGGGCGCUGAAUGGCCGCACGAUCGGGAUGAUGAUUACGGCUUCGCACAAUCUGGAGCCCGACAACGGCGUAAAGCUGAUCGAUCCUGACGGGGAAAUGCUGGAGCAGAGCUGGGAGGAGAUCGCCACCAGACUCGCCAAUGUGAGCGACAACGAUUUAGAAACGACUACGGGCGAGAUCAUCAAGCAGGUCAACGCCGAUAUGUCCCUUAAAGCUCAAGUUUGCAUUGGAAUGGACACCAGAUACACGAGUCCGCGUCUAGCAGCGGCGGCGGUCCACGGCGUAAUGGCGUUGAAAGGAACAGCCCGCGAGUUCGGCAUAGUCACUACACCGAUGCUGCACUACUGCGUCAAAUGCCGCAACGACAACAGUUACGGCAUACCCACUGAAGAAGGUAACUGCAUCUCUUUCACUCCUAUACAAAAUUACUAA